AUGUCCUUCAUCAGGCUGGCCCUGUGCGUAGCAGGGGUCUACUCCAUGUUCUUGUUGUGGGCAAUCGCACAGGAACGAUUGUCGGUUCCGUUUGAGUCGAUAGACGGCAAAUCGAGUGACAAGUUCAAGUCUGCCCUGUUCAUCGGCACCUGCCAGAGUUUCCUCAGCUGUCUGUCCGCCCUCGUCUACAUCCUCAUCCGCGGCAAGAAGGGCGCCUCUUUCUCGAGUCUUCUUGGUCUCGAGCUCCCCCAGCCAGCCAAGCCAGCCAAUGGCUCUGCACCCAACGGCACCGCCAAACCAAACGGAACAUCCAACGGGCACACCAACGGCCACAGCACACCCACCCAACCCCUCUCGCGCAACGCGCUCCUCCUGAGCUACCUCCAAUGCUCCACCUUCAUCACCCUCGCCGCGCCUUUUGGCUUCGCUGCGCUGUCGUACAUCACCUACCCGACGAUGGUCCUCGGCAAAUCGUGCAAGCUCGUCCCCGUCAUGCUCAUGAACGUGCUCAUGUAUCGUCGCCGCUUCGCACCGCACAAGUACCUCGUCGUCGCGAUGGUCACCGCCGGCAUCACCGUCUUCAUGGCCUUUGGCUCCGAAAGCCCCUCCAAGUCCUCCAAGCACGGCGCGUCCUCAACCGGAGACGCACCACCGGCGUCUGCGCAGCUCGUGGGCGCCGCGUACCUCCUCGUGAAUUUGAUGCUCGACGGCGCGGUGAACUCGACGCAGGACGAGAUCUUUGCGCGCUAUCGCGUGAGCGGGCAGCAGAUGAUGUUCUGGAUCAACGUGUGCUGCACGCUGCUCAGCGCGUGUCUCGGCGCGCUGCCGCUGCCGUAUAUCCCCGUCAUUCACCCGACGGUGAGCGCGAGCGGGAUGUCGAGCGAGUUCGCGCAGGCGAUCGCGUUUAUUAGGGGCCAUCCGGGUGUGGUGAUGCCGCUUGUGCAGUUUGCGCUCACGGGCGCGCUGGGGCAGCUGUUUAUCUUUGAGACGCUGCAGCAUUUCGGGUCGCUGACGCUUGUGACUAUUACGUUGACGCGCAAGAUGUUCACGAUGAUCCUCUCCGUCGUCGUUUAUAGCCACAAGCUCACCUCGGGGCAGUGGCUCGGUGCGGGGAUCGUGUUUGCUGGUAUCUCCGUCGAGGCUUUCGUCAAGCGCAAAGAUGUCCACGCGAAGCGCGUCGUCCAAGAAAAAGAAAAAGCAAAGAUCAAGCAGCUGUAA
Coniophora puteana RWD-64-598 SS2 is the source of this 1218-nucleotide messenger RNA. RefSeq names its product UDP-galactose transporter. The record is from RefSeq and is a predicted model, not a curated record. Gene Ontology annotation, biological process: UDP-galactose transmembrane transport. Gene Ontology annotation, cellular component: endoplasmic reticulum membrane; Golgi membrane. Gene Ontology annotation, molecular function: UDP-galactose transmembrane transporter activity; UDP-glucose transmembrane transporter activity. The coding region runs from base 1 to 1218 and encodes 405 amino acids. Lineage: Eukaryota; Fungi; Basidiomycota; Agaricomycetes; Boletales; Coniophoraceae. The transcript is spliced from 6 exons.